Molecule: messenger RNA, 2075 nt
Organism: Pecten maximus
Lineage: Eukaryota; Metazoa; Mollusca; Bivalvia; Pectinida; Pectinidae
Exons: 4
Coding region: 139-1743 (534 amino acids)
Source: RefSeq, a predicted model, not a curated record
CUCUGUUCCGGGUUGCGUCCGGAUCUAAUCGGUUCCGACUUUAAGCACGCCGGAAGUCACGUGAUUUCAUUAAAAAUCUAGGCAUGCCUACUUCCGGCGUCUGUAGCAACGUACAGAAUAUCGUCUGCUACAUAUAGUAUGCCGUCGAACAAGCAUUGGUGCGCUGUACCCGAAUGUAAUUCAGACGGAAGGAAAAUAGGUAGAUAUGGUUUUAUGCAAAAUGUUCAGUUUUUCCCCUUUCCGAGCGGUGAAAAGAAGCCCAAACUGCGAAAACGAUGGCUUGACCAAAUCAUGAGAAAGGACUAUGAAGCAAAACAACACCACCGUGUUUGCUCGCUCCAUUUCAUUGACGGUAAACCAACUGAUGACCAUCCAGUCCCUACACUCUUUGGUAGAAACAAUUAUGGAAGACCCAAAUCAGAGAGGAAUACUUCUUCCAUUACAAAACGACAGGCUGCAGAGGAACUAGAAUCUGAUCCAUCCUAUGAAGAAAUUGACUGUCCAAGUGAAAUUGAUACAGUGUUUUCUCCUCCAUUUGUCUGUACUGUUGAGGUAGAAACAGAUGCAGUGGAUUUAUCUGAUGAUCAUUCAUGCUUCAUAUCUAAAGAUAUAUCAGAUGACCACCGCUACUCGGUGAGACAAACACUUAUAUCAGACAGUCACACAUCCAGAGAUGCUGCUGUCCAAACAGACUUGUCAAUGUUCGACAUACAAGACACUUCACAGAAACUUGAAGACCUGGAACAGAAAUUGGCAAAUAAGGAUACCCUUUUGAGGGAUUUAUUUGUUGAUAAGGUGACCAGAACAGAUGAAAGUGUAAUGCAAUAUACAGGCAUACCAUCAAAGGAUUUGCUUUUUGGACUGUUUGGAAUACUAAAUAGAUCUUCUCCAACUCUGAAGUACUGGUGUGGUCAAGGAGCUACUAAAGAGAUGCCCAGCUACCAAGAGAAUCCCCAGAAGCAAAAGAGUGGCCCAAAAAGGAAGCUUUCUCGGUUUGAGGAGUUCAUUUUGACUUUAGUAAAGCUCCGUCUGGCAUUGCUGACCUUUUUUUUAGCUGAUAUUUUUGGAAUCUCGAAAAGCAGAGUCUCCCAAACAUACAUCACUUGGAUUAACUUUAUGUUUGUCAUUUUCACUCCAUUAUUGAAGUGGCCUUCAUAUAAACAAGUGAAAAAGUUUAUGCCAAGAUGUUUCAAAUUACUUUUUCCAAAGACAACAUGUAUCAUUGAUUGUACAGAAUUUUUUAUUGAAAAACCAAGAUCACCAUCAGCACAAAGCUUAACAUAUAGUUCUUACAAACAAAGGAACACUUUCAAAGCUCUGAUCAGCAUUACUCCAUCUGGCUGUAUUAAUUUUGAGUCAAAUCUAUGGAGUGGUAACACAUCUGACAAAUACAUAACAAGAGAAAGUGGAUUUUUAGAUAACAUCAAACCUGGAGAUGAAGUUAUGGCAGACAGGGGUUUUUUGAUAAGGGAUUUAUUAUUGGAACAUCAUGCUACUUUGAAUAUCCCACCUUUUACUCGAAAAUGUUCUUGGGGUAAAGGCAAACGUCUCAAUGCUAGUGAAAUUAAGAAAACACGAAAUAUAGCCAAACUUCGAAUUCAUGUGGAGAGAGCGAUUGAACGACUGAAAAAUUUUCACAGUUUGUCAAACACUAUGCCCUUAAGUUGUAAGCCAGUUGCCAACCAGAUGUUGAAAGUGUGUUCUUUCCUUUGUAAUCUGCAGCGACCUUUAGUGAAAAAAUGAGUAUAACAAGUUUACCAUCAGUCAGUCUGUACCAGAACUACUACUGCAUCAAUUUCAUAUUACACCAUUUAAUUUAGCAACUACAUAUAAUUCAUUGUAUUAUACAGGUGUCAUCAUUUAUAAUACAAAUUGACAUUUUUGUUACUUGAAUUUUAUGAUUUAUAUAUCUGGACAUUUAAUCUUAGACAAGAAAACAUUCUGCUGAAACCAAUAUUAUGAGCAGAUUAAGCCAGUAUUAAAACUUUUAGAUGUUUUAUGGAUAUCAAGCUAUAAAAAUACUUCAAAAUUGACAUGGCAAGAAGCAAUUUAUUGAUUGGAUGGUUUUGAAUCAA